UAAAUAGAUGAGCAAUCCUGUAAUAGCAUCAGCCCAAUGCUGUGGCUUGGAGUGAAUUCUCAGAAAACUCUGUAUUCUGGUUUUUCCCUAGUGUAGAGAUGGAUUUGUUUAAUGUGUUGGUGGCCCUGUUUGCAGUGGUGGUGGGUGGCAUCUUGAUAUCUAAGCUGAGAUCAAAGAAGCUGAAGCUACCCCCUGGUCCUCUGGCAGUACCCAUUUUUGGAAAUUGGCUCCAAGUUGGAGAUGAUUUAAACCACCGGAACCUCAGCGAUUUGGCCAAAAAGUAUGGGGAAAUAUUUCUGCUGAAAAUGGGGCAGAGGAAUCUGGUGGUCGUUUCUUCACCUGAUUUGGCCAAGGAGGUUUUGCACACUCAGGGGGUUGAGUUCGGGUCUCGAACCCGCAACGUGGUGUUUGAUAUUUUUACUGGAAAAGGGCAAGACAUGGUGUUCACUGUCUAUGGAGAACAUUGGAGAAAGAUGAGGAGAAUAAUGACUGUGCCGUUUUUUACUAAUAAAGUUGUUCAGCAGUAUAGAUUUGCUUGGGAGAAUGAGAUUGCACAGGCCGUGGCGGAUAUUAAGAAGCGGCCUGAAUCUAGGACUACUGGAAUUGUGAUUCGCCAUCGCUUGCAGCUCGUGAUGUAUAACAUUAUGUAUAAGAUGAUGUUUGAUAGACGGUUUGAGAGUGAGCAGGAUCCUCUGUUUUUGAAGCUCAAGGCCUUGAAUGGGGAGAGGAGCCGACUGGCGCAGAGUUUUGAGUAUAAUUAUGGAGAUUUUAUUCCUAUUCUUAGGCCCUUUCUCAGAGGAUACCUUAAGAUCUGUAAGGAGGUCAAAGAAAGGAGGCUGUCCUUGUUUAAGGAUUACUUCGUUGAGGAACGAAAGAAAUUGGCAAGCACUAAAGGCCCUGUGAGCAUGAGUGAGAAGGUUGCAAUUGAUCACAUCUUGGAAGCCCAGGACAAGGGUGAAAUCAAUGAGGAUAAUGUUUUGUACAUUGUGGAGAACAUCAAUGUUGCAGCAAUUGAGACUACUCUAUGGUCCAUGGAAUGGGGAAUUGCAGAGGUUGUGAACCACCCUGAAAUUCAACAAAAGAUUCGGGAUGAGGUUGACACUGUUCUUGGCCCUGGUGUUCCAAUUACAGAGCCAGACAUCGUCAAGUUGCCCUACCUUCAAGCUGUAGUCAAGGAAACCAUGAGGUUACAUAUGGCAAUCCCAUUGCUAGUUCCCCACAUGAACCUUCAUGAUGCUAAGCUUGCUGGCUAUGACAUUCCAGCCGAGAGUAAAAUCCUGGUGAAUGCUUGGUGGCUUGCCAAUAAUCCCGAAUGGUGGGACAAAGCUGAUCAGUUUAUCCCUGAAAGGUUUUUGGAUGGCAAGAUUGAAGCCAGUGGAAAUGAUUUCAGAUACCUACCAUUUGGUGUUGGUAGGAGAAGUUGCCCAGGAAUUAUCUUGGCUCUGCCCAUUUUGGCCCUGGCCAUUGGUAGGCUGGUUCAGAACUUUGAGCUCUUGCCCCCACCUGGGCAAUCCAAGGUUGACUUAAGGGAAAAGGGAGGACAAUUCAGCUUGCACAUUCUUAAUCACUCAGUUGUUGUGGCCAAACCUAUAGUGUGAUCAACAUGCCCACACACUAUAAUUUAUGCCCCUUUACAGGAGUCUGCUUCAAUAACUCUCCCAUAUCCCAGUGUUGCAGGCAAAACUCAAUUAAGGGUUUCCUUAAAAUUCUACAAAAUGUUUGUUAUUGUUCUUCCUGUAAUUGUUAAUUUAUGUGAGAGUGUGGUUUUAGAAUUGUAUACUUAAGGUAUACACUGUAAGUGUACAUGGAUGUGAUGUCAGAGCAGAGAGGAAAUAAUUGUCAUGGCCAUAUGUGGUUUUAUGUACAAGGCAAAUGUGUCCUUUUAUGUACAAGGAAAAUGUUUCACUUCAUGUCAUUUUAUGUACAAGGCAAAUGUUUCACUUUA
This is a messenger RNA of Cryptomeria japonica (Japanese cedar), 1945 nucleotides long. Its product is annotated as trans-cinnamate 4-monooxygenase. Lineage: Eukaryota; Viridiplantae; Streptophyta; Pinopsida; Cupressales; Cupressaceae. The transcript has 3 exons. Gene Ontology annotation, molecular function: oxidoreductase activity, acting on paired donors, with incorporation or reduction of molecular oxygen; iron ion binding; monooxygenase activity. The record is from RefSeq and is a predicted model, not a curated record. Bases 99 to 1598 code for a protein of 499 amino acids.